AUGGCUCUCUACAAAGUGAUCUGUGUGGCAGCUCUGCUGACUCUACUGGCAGCAGAGUCUCACUCACAACUUAAUGUGUGCGGUCGGCCUCCUCGCAACACCAGGAUCGUUGGAGGACAGGCGGCCCCUGCAGGCAGCUGGCCCUGGCAGGUCAGUCUGCAAAGUUCUGGGAGUCACUUCUGUGGAGGAUCCCUCAUUAACAAAGAAUGGGUGCUGACGGCUGCUCAUUGCUUUCCGAGGUAAAACGGUUUGGUUGUUGUCCUCGGACUUGAGAGUCUAGAAGGGACCAACGCCAAUUCAGAGUCUCGAACAGUCUCCCAGAUCAUCAAUCAUCCCGACUACAACAGUGCCACAAAUGACAACGACAUCUCCCUCUUGAAGCUCUCCUCCUCGGUUACUUUCAAUGACUUCAUCCUGCCAGUGUGCCUGGCAGCACCAGGCAGCACCUUCUUCAGUGGUGUGACCUCUUGGGUCACUGGCUGGGGCCGCAUCGGAUCUGGAGUACCACUUCCUUCCCCACAAAACCUAAUGGAAGUGGACGUGCCUGUUGUUGGGAACAGACAGUGUAACUGUGACUAUGGAGUGGGCAGAAUCACAGAGAACAUGAUCUGCGCUGGGUUACGUGCUGGAGGGAAGGACUCCUGUCAGGGGGACUCAGGCGGUCCGAUGGUGUCAAAGACAGGAAGUCUCUGGGUCCAGGCUGGAGUUGUGAGCUUUGGAAGAGGUUGUGCACUGCCUAAUUUCCCAGGAGUCUACGCCAGAGUGUCCCAGUAUCAGUCCUGGAUCAACAGCCAAAUCACCAGCGACCAACCGGGCUUCGUCAGUUUCACGUCCACUGGGAGUAACAGUGACCUCAGUGUGAGCUGUCCUGGCCUGCCACCACCUCCAACUACACUCCCUCCAACCACCACAGUCAAGCCUGUGGUCUGUGGUACUGCCCCAUUGAAUUCACGUAUUUUGGGGGCUAGCUCGGUGGAGACUGCUGGCGAGUGGCCGUGGAUGGCGAGCCUCCAGAAGAAUGGAAGUCAUAUGUGCGGUGGGACUCUGGUGUCUGUGGACUCAGUGCUGAGCAAUGCCAACUGCUUCUCAAGUCCACCAGUGGCGUCUGAAUGGACUGUGGCCUUGGGUCGUUUGAAACAGAAUGGAUCCAACCCCUUUGAGGUGACACUGAACGUGACAAAUAUCACCCUAAGCAACCUAACUGGGUCUAAUGUAGCAGUGCUGCGUCUGUCAACCCAGCCCACUCUGUCCAACUACAUCCAGCCCAUCUGCCUGGACAACGGAAAGACCUUCACUGUGGGCUCCACAUGUUGGGCUGCUGGCUGGAGCUCUGGACGAGGAGGGGUGGAACAAGUUCUGCAGGAGAUUCAGACCUCGGUGGUAGAUUGUGGGAACGCGUCAACCAGUGACAGCAUUUGUACAGGAUCCUUUACACUGGAGCAGGGUGACAAUGGGGGUCCAAUGAUGUGCAAGAUGGACGGCUCUUGGUUCCAGGCAGCCGUGUUGUCAGUCAACAGCAACACCACCACCACCACCAACACCAGCACCAACACCAACAGCACUUCCAAAACCUCCGCCACUGAAACUCGGGCAGAUUCGGUGAUGGUCUUCACCAAACUGAGCAACUAUCAGACCUUCCUGGCUCGGACUGUAGGAACGUUCUUAUCUCCAGCCUCUUCCUCCAAUAGCACAACUAACAGCAACACGACCGCUCAGACCCCCAGCCAGACCACCAUGAUGGCUCUCUACAAAGUGAUCUGUGUGGCAGCUCUGCUGACUCUACUGGCAGCAGAGUCUCACUCACAACUUAAUGUGUGCGGUCGGCCUCCUCGCAACACCAGGAUCGUUGGAGGACAGGCGGCCCCUGCAGGCAGCUGGCCCUGGCAGGUCAGUCUGCAGAGAUCUGGGAGUCACUUCUGUGGAGGAUCCCUCAUUAACAAAGAAUGGGUGCUGUCAGCUGCUCAUUGCUUUGCUAGCACAAGCAGUUUGGUUGUUGUCCUCGGACUCGAAAGUCUUCAGGGGACCAACGCCAAUUCAUUGACUCAAACAGUCUCCCAGAUCAUCAAUCAUCCCGACUACAACAGUGACACAGAGGACAACGACAUCUCCCUCUUGAAGCUCUCCUCACCGGUUACUUUCAAUGACUUCAUCCUGCCAGUGUGCCUGGCAGCUUCAGACAGCACCUUCUUCAGUGGUGUGACCUCUUGGGUCACCGGAUGGGGUGACAUCGGAUUUGGAGUAUCGCUUCCUUCCCCACAAAACCUAAUGGAAGUGGACGUGCCUGUUGUUGGGAACAGACAGUGUAACUGUGACUAUGGAGUGGGCAGAAUCACAGAGAACAUGAUCUGCGCUGGGUUACGUGCUGGAGGGAAGGACUCCUGUCAGGUGAUCAUUUUACCAACUAUUCUCUCUCCUGACACUGUUCUGUUUCUUUCCUCAAAGGGGGACUCAGGCGGUCCGAUGGUGUCAAAGACAGGAAGUCUCUGGGUCCAGGCUGGAGUUGUGAGCUUUGGAAGAGAUUGUGCACUGCCUAAUUUCCCAGGAGUCUACGCCAGAGUGUCCCAGUAUCAGUCCUGGAUCAACAGCCAAAUCACCAGCGACCAACCGGGCUUCGUCACGUUCACGUCCACUGGGACUGACAGUGACCUCAGUGCGAGCUGUACAACCACUCCAACAACCACCCUGCCUCCAACAACCACCCUGCCUCCAACAACCACAGCCAAACCUGUGGUCUGUGGUACUGCCCCAUUGAAUUCACGUAUUUUGGGGGCUAGCUCGGUGGCGACUGCUGGCGUGUGGCCAUGGAUGGCGAGCCUCCAGAAGAAUGGAAGUCAUAUGUGCGGCGGGACUCUGGUGUCUGUGGACUCAGUGCUGAGCAAUGCCAACUGCUUCUCAAGUCCACCAGUGGCGUCUGAAUGGACUGUGGUCUUGGGUCGUUUGAAACAGAAUGGAUCCAACCCCUUUGAGGUGACACUGAACGUGACAAAUAUCACCCUAAGCAACCUAACUGGGUCUAAUGUAGCAGUGCUGCGUCUGUCAACUCAGCCCACUCUGUCCAACUACAUCCAGCCCAUCUGCCUGGACAACGGAAAGACCUUCCCUGUGAACUCCACAUGUUGGGCUGCUGGCUGGAGCUCUGGACGAGGAGGGGUGGAACAAGUUCUGCAGGAGUUUCAGACUUCGGUGCUAGACUGUGGGAACGCAUCAACCAGUGACAGCAUUUGUACAGGACCCUUUACACUGGAGCAGGGUGACAAUGGGGGUCCAAUGAUGUGUAAGAUAGACGGCUCUUGGUUCCAGGCAGCCGUGUUGUCAGUCAACACCAACACCAACACCACCACCAGCACCAACACCACCACCAACACCACCAGCACUUCCAAGACCUCCGCCACUGAAACUCGGGCAGAUUCGGUGAUGGUCUUCACCAAACUGAGCAACUAUCAGACCUUCCUGUCUCGGACUGUAGGAACGUUCUUAUCUCCAGCCUCCUCUUCCUCUUCCUCUUCCUCCUCCUCCUCCAGUAACACAACUAACAGCAACUCGACUGCCACUCAGACCCCCAGCCAGACCACCAGCGGGGGGCCACCUGCUCACCCCUUCUUCUUCUUCUUCCAGCUCCUUGUCUUCUCCGUUUUUCUCCACCUAACCGUCUAG
Molecule: messenger RNA, 3654 nt
Organism: Scomber japonicus (chub mackerel)
Lineage: Eukaryota; Metazoa; Chordata; Actinopteri; Scombriformes; Scombridae
Product: transmembrane protease serine 9-like
Exons: 21
Biological process (GO): proteolysis
Molecular function (GO): serine-type endopeptidase activity
Source: RefSeq, a predicted model, not a curated record